GAACGCGCUCUUCGCGCGCUUCGCGGAGCCGGCGCACGCGACGUUCGCGCCGCUGCCGAAGCGGCCCGCGGCCGACGACUACGGCGCGCCGCUGCCCGCCGAGGUCGAGCGCGCGCGCGUGGCCCGCGUCCUCUCUGUUUUUUCUCUUCUAACGGCCAAACACACAGGUUCCUCGUGGCGCGCCGGAGCCUCCUCGGCCUCGAGACGCGCGACGGCUACGGCCACCUCCGCGACGACGCGGCGCCGGCAACUUCGGCGACGGAGGCGCCCGCGGCCGUCGAAGCGACGCCCGCGGCGCCGGCGGCGCCGGCCGACGUCGCCUACGACGAGGCGCCGAGCGACGACGACGCGGCCGUGUCGUUCGAGGCGCGCGACGAGGCGCUGGCGAUCCGGUGCCGCGUCGUCCGCGCGCCGGGCCUCGAGGGUCUCUGCGACGGCCGCUCGCUGCGCGCGCUGCUCGCCACGGUCAAGCCGCGUGCGCUCGUGGCACUGCCGGGCCCCGACGGCGGCGCGGCGGCGGCCGCGCUCGCGGCCUUUGCGCGCGAGCGCCUCGCGCCGCGCGGCGGCGCCGCGCACGUGGCGACGCCAGCGGCCGGCGCCGCCGCGGACCUCGGCGCCUGGCUCGGCCGCGCGCCGCUCGUCGACGCGCGGCUCUCGUGGCGCGUGCUCCAAGCCCAAGCCGCCGGCGCCGUCGCUUUAGGCGACGGCUACGACGUCUGCCGCGUCCGCGACGCGGUCCUCGUCGACGCGGACGGCGACGCGCCGCCGGCGCUCGUCCUCGCGCCCGAGCUGCCCGACGCCGCGCCGCCGGCCGCGGGCCCGCGGCCGCCGCGGCUCUGGCUCUCGGCCAAGGACGUCGUGCUGCCGGCGCUCAAGGCGCGCCUCGCGGCCGAGGGCGUCGCGGCGGCCUUCCGCGCCGGGGCGCUCGUCUGCGCCGGCACGGUCGUCGUCCGCAAGACCGUCGACGACCGCGGCGCCGGCCGCAUCGUCGUCGACGGCCCGCUCUGCGACGAGUACUACACCGUGUCUCGCAUCGUCCGCGACGCGUUUGCGCUCGUUUAAGUCCGGCCUUUGCUUUACGUCGUCCG
This is a messenger RNA of Pelagomonas calceolata, 1088 nucleotides long. The record is from the annotation of a GenBank genome assembly. NCBI's taxonomy places the organism in Eukaryota, Pelagophyceae, Pelagomonadales, Pelagomonadaceae.